UAAAGUCCCCCUUUAUCUCAGCUCGCUGGUCACCAUAGCAGCACCCACCUGUAGCACGCACUCCAGCAGGUAUAUCUCUCUGGUCACCCCCAAAACCAAUUCCUCCUUUGGCCACCUCUCCUUCCAGUUCUCUGCUACCAAUGACUGGAACGGACUACGAAAAUCUCUGAAACUGGAAACACUCAUCUCCCUCACUAGCUUUAAGCACCAGCUGUCAGAGCAUCUCACAGAUUAAUGCACCUGUACAUAGCCCAUCUAUAAUUGACCCCAAACAACUACCUCUUCCCCUACUGUAUUUUUUAUUUUUUAUUUUGCUCCUUUGCACCCCAUUAUUUCUAUUUCUACUUUGCACAUUCUUCCACUGCAAAUCUAUCAUUCCAGUGUUUUACUUGCUAUAUUGUAUUUACUUUGCUACCAUGGCUUUUUUUUGCCUUUACCUCCCUUAUCUCACCUCAUUUGCUCACAUUGUAUAUAGACUUAUUUUUCUACUGUAUUAUUGACUGUAUGUUUGUUUUGCUCCAUGUGUAACUCUGUUGUAUGUGUCGAACUGCUUUGCUUUAUCUUGGCCAGGUCGCAGAUGUAAAUGAGAACUUGUUCUCAACUUGCCUAUCUGGUUAAAUAAAGGUGGGGGAAAAAAAAAUUCUACAUCACUUUUUGGAUUUAGAAAUGAAUGACAUUACAGUGCUUUCACAAAGUAUUCACACCCAUUGCAUUUUUCCACAUUUCGUUGUGUUACAAAGUUGGAUUCAAAUUGAUUUAACUGUAAUUUUUUGUCAACUAUCUGCACAAAAUACUCUGUCAAAAUGGAAGAAAAAUUAUAACAUUUUAAUUUUUUUUAUUCAACCCCACAAGUCAAUGCAUGUUAGAAUCACCUUUGGCAGAGAUUACAUCUGUGAGUCUUUCUGCGUAAGUCUCUAAGAGCAUUCAAAACCUGGAUUGUGAAACAUUUUCCCAGGAUUAUUUUCAAAACUCUUCAAACUUUGUGAAAUUGGUUGUUGAUCAUUGCUAGACAAGCAUUUUCAGGCAGAUUUAAGUGAAAACUGUAACAAUUCGGCCACUAAGAAACAUUCACUGUCUUCUUGGUUUUCAUCUCCAGUGUAGAUUUGGACUUGUGUUUUAGAGUAUUGUCCCGAAGAAAGGUGAAUGCAUCUACCAGUGUCUGCUGGAAAGCAGACUGAACCAGGUUUUCCUCUAGGAUUUUGCCUGUGCUUAGCUCCAUUCUGUUUAUUUUUUAUCCUGGAAAACUCCCAGUUCUUAACGAUUACAAGCAUACCCAUAACAUGAUGCAGCCAGCACUAUGCUUGAAAAUAUGGAGAGUGGUACUCAAUAACGUGGUGUAUUAGAUUUGCCCCAACCAUAACACUUUGAAUUCAGGAUUUUUAUUUUUUUGCAGUAUUACUUCAGUGCCUCGUUGCAAACAGGAUGCAUGUUUUGGAUUAUUUUUAUUCGGUACAGGUUUCCCUUUCACUCAAUUAAUUAGGUCAGUAUUGUGGAGUAACUACAAUGUUGGUCCAUCCUUAGAGUUUAAUGGCUGUGAUAGGAGAAAACUAACUGUUUUAAUGUCUGCUUUAAAAAUGUGUACCCAUCUACCAAUAGGUGCCUUUCUUUGCAGGGCACUGGGAAACCUAGGUCUUUGUGGUUGAAUCUGUUUGAAAUUCACUGUUCGACUGAGGGACCUUACAGAUAAUUGAGUGUGUGUGGUACAGAGAUGAUGUAGUCAUUCAAAGAUCAUGUUAAACACUAUAUAAUUGCACACAGUCCAUGCAACCUAUUAAGCACAUUUUUACUACUGAACUUAUUUAAGCUUGCCCUAACGACAGGGUUGAAUACUUAUUGACUCAAGAAAUUUCAGUUUAAUUUGUAAAAAAAAAAUUAAAAAUAUCCACUUACAUUAUGGGGUAGUGUGUGUGUGUGUAGGCUAGUGACAAACUAAUACAUUUUAAAUUCAGGCUGUAACAACAAAAUGUGUAAACUCAAGGGGUGUGACUACUUUCUAAAGGCACUGUAUAUCCAUUGAUUCCUGAAGAAUACAACUUAUGAGCUUAGUUCAACCGUUUUCCCCCAUCAGAACCCAUAAUAUAAGCAUGCUUUACUCUGUCUGUUAACAAUGUAAAUGUAAACAAACACUGUAUAGCCAUAAAACAUGGUUAAAAAUAUAAUUGUUAUAUCACGGAUGGUCAGUCCUUGCAUCCAUAACUCUGUCUAUGAAUUUGAGUGGUUGCAGUAUCCACGCCCAUACCUCAGCUUUUAACCAAAACAGAGGCGGGGUGGACACUUAGUUCUUGUUUCAAUUAUGGCUUCUAUAUUUGAACCAUGCAAUCUCUUUACAGUGGCCAUGAUAGAGCCAGUACUUCUACUCCUGCUACUGGGUAAGAGAUCAGAUGGGAUGAAUAUUCCUCUCUUGGUAUUAUCAACCAACCUGCUAUGACUUAUCUAAUGAGUCUCAGUUUAACCAACAUUUAGGACAUUUACAGAACUCUCUCCUUGAGUGGACACAGUUGUAUUCCAACUUCAUAAUCACUGAACUGAAAUAUAAGUCCUAAGGUUGAUGUCGGUGUCACAAUCUAAACAGAAAAAGAGAUUGACGGUCCCAAAAAUAACUGAUGUGACAUUUAUCCCCACAGCAGCCAGGUUCUCACCAGUGUUUGGGACUGAGAUAUCAGUACUGGAGGGAACCUCUGUGACCCUUGUCUGCAGAUUUCCCAGUGAGGAGAAUCACAUGCUUUAUACAACCUUGAGUGAAACCAGUAAUUGCAAAUGGUGGUCCUGUUGUAAUCCCAUAGCUGUGACAACAAUACCUAUCAUCGCACAAGAAAACAAAUACAGAUGUAUAACUGGAGUUGAGAUGGUGAACUUCACCAUUUUAGACCUUCAGCCUGCAGACAGUGGGAACUACUGUUGCAGAGCAGCGAUCUCUAAACCUUCAGAAUUAUACAGCCUGAGGGUAGUGAAAGGUCACACAGGUUGCAACAGGGAUCUACUGGACGGAUUGGAAUUUCUGGGCAACGAUAUUGAGAAUCAGCCAAUCACAAUCCAAAAUGCAAGUCAGUGCAGACAGGAAUGCACCAAUAUUGACAAGUGCCAGUACUUCACAUUCAGUUGGAAGGAGACAGAAAUUAGAAACAAAUGUUCCUUGAAGGCCUCAACUGGUGAUCUGUUGAACUCAAGAAUUACAAUACAGCGCCUCCAAAAUGCAACCUCGGGCUAUUCCCUGAAAAACUGCAGUGGUAAAGUCACCUACUCAGCCAAAAACUACAGCCUUGUCCUUAAGUGGAAAAACUGGACUGAAGCACAAGAGUACUGCAGACAACACUACACAAACCUGUCCAUCAUACACACAGAAGAGGAUUGGAAGGCAAUUCAAUCCACUCUGAGUCAUUUUAGUGGUGAUGUGUGGAUUGGCCUUAAUGGAAAUGGGCCUUUUCAAACUAAAAAGUGGAGUUGGUCUGAUGGGGAGGACUUGAUGUUCUUAAACUGGGAUGGUGGUUUUGGCAGCGUGCUCAACAUUCAUUGUGCCGUUUCAGUUUCUUCUCGGUUUCGACAACAGUUGUGUAACACCUCAUUACCCUACAUGUGUCAAUACGUUCAUCAUGUCAAUGGAGUAACAGAGAAGGUGUAUGUGCUGAUAACCAAACCAAAGAACCAGGAGGAGGCUGUGAAAGACUGCAAACAUCAACAAGGAGAACUGGCGAGUAUCUGUAACCAGAAAGAGCAGGAUGCCUUUGAUGAGUUGAAUGACGGGAUCACCUGGAUUGGACUAAAGCAUGAGAACAACACAUGGAAUUGGUCCAGUGGGGAACCAUUUCAGAAAUGGGACAAUCCAAUGUGUUUGGGAGACGGAAACUGUGUAAAGCUGAACUCAGAAAAUGACAGAAAAUGGAUACCAGAAAAUUGUUCUACUCAAAGUCCUUUCCUGUGCUAUGGGGAUGAACGUCCACUUAACACCACUGGGGAUUUGACCACUCCUGUUGCCCCUGAAACCACCUGCCCUACUUCAACUGGUCCUCCCUCUACCAAAACCUCCACCACAACACCUACCACUUUACUACCUACUACUACUAAUGGACAGUCCACCACCUCACCAACUACCACUACUACUGGACAGUCCACCACCUCACCAACAACCACACUAACAUCACCACCUACAACUACUAGCGGACAGGACAGUCCACCACCUACUAAUGUAUAA
Oncorhynchus nerka (sockeye salmon) is the source of this 4189-nucleotide messenger RNA. Its product is annotated as putative C-type lectin domain family 20 member A. NCBI's taxonomy places the organism in Eukaryota, Metazoa, Chordata, Actinopteri, Salmoniformes, Salmonidae. Gene Ontology annotation, biological process: proteolysis. Bases 2549 to 4189 code for a protein of 546 amino acids. Gene Ontology annotation, molecular function: protein binding. The record is from RefSeq and is a predicted model, not a curated record. Gene Ontology annotation, cellular component: extracellular region. The transcript is spliced from 6 exons.